This is a messenger RNA of Merops nubicus (carmine bee-eater), 2537 nucleotides long. Its product is annotated as collagen alpha-3(IV) chain-like. The annotation marks the transcript as partial. Lineage: Eukaryota; Metazoa; Chordata; Aves; Coraciiformes; Meropidae. Gene Ontology annotation, molecular function: extracellular matrix structural constituent. The transcript is spliced from 21 exons. Gene Ontology annotation, cellular component: basement membrane; collagen trimer. The record is from RefSeq and is a predicted model, not a curated record.
GAGGAAGGGGUUUGCAAGGUUCUAAAGGAAAACCGGGUCCUCCUGGUUUGAGUAUCCCAGGAGUCCAUGGAAAUCCUGGGGAGCCUGGAUUAAUAGGUCUUCAGGGAAAUACCGGAUUACCUGGUCCCAAGGGACAGUCUGGAAGGCCAGGAAUCUCUGGUGUGCCAGGCUCAAGGGGAGAGCCAGGUAUAAUGGGCAUGUUAGGAAUUCCUGGACCCCCUGGCAUGAUUGGAAGACCAGGCGAGCCGGGUCUGAGAGGUUCUUCUGGCUUUCCAGGACUAAAGGGAAGAAGAGGGUUUCUUGGAGCAAAAGGCGAACCAGGUGAUAAAGGUUUUCCUGGACCCUCUGAGACCUUGGAGUUCAAGGAAGAAUGGGUCCAAGAGGAGAAAAAGGAGAUGCUGGUGUGCAAGGUCCACCAGGUCACAAUGGGUUUGAAGGAAUACCUGGUCUACCAGGUGUCAAAGGAUUUAUGGGUCUUCCAGGGAUUCCUGGAGGACAAGGAUUCCCAGGUGCAGCAGGAAGCAAAGGGGACAUGGGAAUUCCAGGUCCAAAAGGACAGAAGGGAUCUCCAGGCUUUCCAGGACCCCCAGGUGACUCUGGUCCUCCUGGCGAUGGUGGCUUUCCAGGUGACAAAGGAGAUCCUGGGUACCCAUCUGCUGGGCCUCCAGGAGAGCCAGGGAGAUCCAGGCCUCCCUGGAGUUUUGGGCAGCAAAGGAGAAAAAGGAUCCCAAGGUCAUCCAGGACACACAGGAGUACCAGGAGCACAUGGGAUGAGAGGGGAGGCUGGAGGUGCAGGAAUCCCAGGUAUCUUCUGUUGUGGAGGGGUGGGAAGCCUGGAGCUCCUGGGGAGGCUGGUGUUAAAGGACAGCAGGGCCGCCCGGGACCGCAGGGCAUGCCUGGCCCUCCUGGUGCUGCUGGUGCCCCUGGGAGAGAUGGACUUGUUGGUGAGCGAGGUAACCAAGGCCAGGACGGUAUGCCUGGGGCCCCAGGAGGAAAGGGAGAACCAGAACUUUGAGUUUAACGUGACUUCAUAUUUUCUAGGAGCACCAGGGAGAGGAAUCCCUGGCCUUCGAGGUAUUCCUGGUCGUAGAGGAAUCAAAGGGGACAUGGGGCUGCCUGGUUCUCCUGGGCCACCAGGUAUGAAGGGUCAUCGGGGCGAUCAAGGACCUGUCGGACCCCCUGGCCGUGUGGGGCCACCUGGAUUUCAGGGCAUAACGGGCAUGGCAGUUCCUGGCCAAAAAGGGAACAGAGGUGUUGCUGGUGCAGAUGGAAGACCAGGUGCUCCUGGUUUUCCAGGACCUCCUGGUCUUUCCACACCCAGCAUGAAAGGAAGCAAAGGUGACAGAGGGGCAGAUGGCAUACCAGGGCCAACAGGCCCAGCCGGCAACACUGGUCCUCCCGGUCCCAAAGGAAUAGAAGGUCGAUCAGGUUAUCCUGGGCAGAGAGGGGACCCUGGAUUUCUUGGAUUCCCAGGUGUAAAAGGAGAAAAGGGUAAUCAAGGACCCCCUGGACCACAAGGUGCAGAAGGGCCACGGGGACCAAAGGGCCAACAUGGUCCACCUGGAGUCCCUGGGAGAGUAUUCUCUCUCCCAGGAAGCAAGGGUCCUCCUGGACUGCCAGGAAUCCCAGGAACACCAGGUGAUCAAGGAAUUCAAGGGAUUCCUGGACUACAAGGACCUAAGGGAGUAAAAGGUCUACCAGGAAGUUUUGGUCAUCCAGGUCAGCCAGGACCGCCCGGUCCAAAGGGAGACAGGGGAUUUCCAGGACAAAGAGGACACCCUGGACUAAUUGGGUUCCCAGGUCUGCAGGGGCUGCCUGGGUCACCGGGUGCUAUCGCUGCUGGUCCAACGAGAAGAGGUUUUAUCUUCACCCGGCACAGCCAGACAACAAAUAUUCCUUCAUGCCCACAUGGGACUUCACAGAUCUAUGUUGGCUACUCACUGCUUUUUGUACAAGGCAAUGAACGAGCGCAUGGACAAGAUCUUGGAACAGCUGGUAGCUGCUUGCAGAGAUUCACCACCAUGCCAUUCUUGUUCUGUAGCACCAACGACGUUUGUAGCUUUGCUUCUCGCAAUGACUAUUCCUACUGGCUGUCAGCUGCAGCAGUCAUCCCAGCAGACAUGGCGCCCAUCUCUGGCAGGGCACUGCAGCCCCAUAUCAGCAGGUGUGUUGUCUGUGAAGGAGCUGCCAUGGUAAUAGCAGUUCACAGCCAGACCACCAUGGUUCCUGCCUGUCCCGAUGGAUGGAUAUCCCUCUGGAAGGGAUUUUCUUUUGUGAUGUACACAAGUGCCGGCUCGGAAGCUUCUGGCCAAGCACUGGCAUCUCCUGGAUCUUGUUUGGAAGAAUUUCGAGCCAUCCCUUUCAUAGAGUGCCAUGGCAGGGGAACAUGCAACUACUACUCAAAUUCCUACAGUUUCUGGUUGGCAUCGCUAAAUCCAAAGAGAAUGUUCAGGAGACCUAUGCCACAGACUUUGAAAGCAGGAGAACUAGAAAACAUCAUCAGCCGUUGUCAGGUCUGCAUGAAGAGACCCCUCUAA